Molecule: messenger RNA, 1098 nt
Organism: Ilex paraguariensis (yerba mate)
Lineage: Eukaryota; Viridiplantae; Streptophyta; Magnoliopsida; Aquifoliales; Aquifoliaceae
Source: the annotation of a GenBank genome assembly
AUGCUUCGAAGUUACGCGAAGGGUAUCUUCUGUAGCCCUAAGAAUUCAGGAGCUAGGGUUUUCGAUCGAAACUUCACUACAGCCGCGUCUGAAUCCAAUCUGAUCCGAGCCACACUCUUCCCUGGCGAUGGUAUAGGUCCCGAAAUCGCCAAUUCCGUCAAACAGAUAUUUAGCUCUGCUGAUGUGCCCAUUGAAUGGGAAGAACACUAUGUCGGGCAGGAGAUAGAUCCUCGAACCCAGAGUUUUCUCACAUGGGAAAGUCUAGAAUCUGUUCGAAAAAACAAGGUUGGCUUAAAAGGACCAAUGGCCACCCCAAUUGGAAAAGGUCACCGCUCGUUAAACCUUACUUUGAGGAAAGAGCUAAAUCUGUAUGCCAAUGUUAGACCUUGCUACAGUCUGCCUGGAUACAAGACUAGGUAUGAUGAUGUUAACCUCAUCACCAUCCGCGAAAAUACAGAAGGAGAGUACAGUGGUCUUGAACAUCAAGUGGUGAGGGGUGUUGUCGAAAGCCUCAAGAUCAUUACUCGUCAGGCAAGUUUGAGGGUGGCUGAGUAUGCUUUUCACUAUGCUAAGACACAUGGAAGAGAUAGAGUGUCAGCAAUACACAAAGCUAACAUCAUGCAGAAAACCGAUGGUCUUUUUCUUAAGUGUUGUCGUGAGGUUGCAGAGAAGUACCCUGAGAUCAAAUAUGAGGAAGUUGUCAUUGACAAUUGUUGUAUGAUGCUUGUGAAGAAUCCAGCGCUCUUUGAUGUAUUGGUGAUGCCUAACCUUUAUGGUGAUAUUAUCAGUGACCUUUGUGCUGGAUUAAUUGGGGGACUGGGAUUAACGCCAAGCUGCAAUAUUGGUGAGGGAGAUAUUGCUCUUGCUGAGGCUGUACAUGGCUCAGCACCUGAUAUUGCUGGAAAGAAUAUGGCAAACCCCACUGCUUUGCUUUUGAGUGCUGUCACAAUGCUGCACCAUCUGGAGCUUCAUGAUAAAGCCGAUAGGAUUCAGGAUGCUAUCCUCAAGACAAUUGCAGAAGGGAAGUACCGAACUGCUGACCUUGGAGGCACUUCAUCAACUACCGAUUUUACAAAGGCAAUUUGUGAUCAUCUCUAA